GUUACCUAAAUGGAUACAAUAUCCUACGCGUUUUAAUGUAGCGCAUCACCAAUGCUUAUUGAACAUCUGGAUUACACUGCUGUACCGCUGAUAAUACAAAUUUGGUAAUUCGACAUCUGGCACGUCGCGGCAACACGCGCACCAGAGUCACUCCAUCGCUUACCUGGUUACACCAAAAAUAGCACGGAGACGCAGGAUAUUGCAACAUCAUUUAGUUGCCCAAAUUGUUUAUAUGAGCAUAGGCAGACCGGGGCACGCUGAGAAAUUGGGUUUAGAUUGUGUGUAUGUGUGUGUUUGUUUCUUUUGAAAUGGCUUCAUUUGGUCGUCAGUUCUACCGACAGAGUUCUUUACUGCAGGUGAGUAGCCUGGUGGCUUCAUUGCACACACCCCGGAUCCAGCAUGCAGUUCAGCCUUUGGUUCCAGUCUACAGCCUUCUAGCCAGCCGUUCUUCACACAAACACAGCUGGGUAAUCCCGGAAAGAUGCAGAUGGAAAACACGCCGCUUCAGUUCUACAGGGAGUGCUGUACAACCCCAGGACAAGAACAAUCAAGAUGUCCUUAAAAACAGCCUGCUUCCAUAUGAAGGUCAAAACCAACAGGAGGUAGCAGUAGUAGGGAGUGCUGUUACUGACAGUCAGCUGGUUGAUUUAGAGAGUGCUUCACCUCUAUCCCCAUUUGAGGAGAUUUCUGAUGAAGAAGCCUUACAGAUUGCUGUACAACCACAGCUUCCCCCAGCUUCUGUCACACUGAGGGACUAUGUUGACCAGUCAGAAACCCUCAGCAAACUGGUCCUUCUGGGAGUUGACUUGUCCAAACUGGAACAGCGCCCCAAUGUGGGAAACAUGCUGCUUCGCUUGGAUUUUGAGACUGAUAUUAAAGAGAGGCUGUUCUUUCUCAAAGAGGUGGGUGUGGAGGAGAGCCACCUGGGUCACUUUAUCACCAAGAACCCCUUCAUCCUCACAGAGAGCAUGGAGAAUCUGCAGGACAGGGUAUCUUACUUGAAGUCCAAAAAGUUCAGCUCAACAGCUGUAGCUAGAAUGGUCUCCAAAGCACCAUAUUUGCUGAACUUUAGUGUUGAGAGGCUGGACAACAGAUUAGGCUUUUUCCAGAAAGAGCUUGGAUUGAAUGUGCAGAAGACUAUGGAUCUUGUGACGCGUCUUCCAAGGUUAUUAACUGGGAGUUUAGAACCAGUAAAAGAAAACCUUAAAGUGUGUCAAAUAGAACUGGGUUUUCAGAAAAAUGAAGUCCAGCACAUUGUUACAAGAAUACCAAAGCUUUUAACUGCAAGCAAGAAGAAACUUACAGGAAUAUUUGACUAUUUGCACAAUACAAUGGGCAUCCCUCACAAUCUCAUUGUCAAAUUCCCUCAGGCACUGAAUGCAAAGUUACUGAGAAUUAAGGAGAGACAUUUGUUCCUUAAGCACUUGGGAAGGGCCCAGUAUGACCCUGCUGAGCCAAACUACAUCUCAUUGGAUCGACUGGUCUCGCUCCCUGAUGAAGUCUUCUGUACAGAGAUUGCCUUGGCCUCACUCAAUGACUUUGAAAUGUUUCAGAAAACACUUUAAUUGCAGAAUGCACUUCCCCAUAAAUGUACUGAUAUAUCUAAAAUGAUAUAUAAAGAGCAUUACU
Polyodon spathula (Mississippi paddlefish) is the source of this 1629-nucleotide messenger RNA. RefSeq names its product mitochondrial transcription termination factor 3 (gene mterf3). Bases 285 to 1565 code for a protein of 426 amino acids. Gene Ontology annotation, biological process: mitochondrial ribosome assembly; regulation of DNA-templated transcription. The transcript is spliced from 9 exons. NCBI's taxonomy places the organism in Eukaryota, Metazoa, Chordata, Actinopteri, Acipenseriformes, Polyodontidae. The record is from RefSeq and is a predicted model, not a curated record. Gene Ontology annotation, cellular component: mitochondrion. Gene Ontology annotation, molecular function: double-stranded DNA binding.